AUGAAGAUGAUGAAGGGGCUGGAUGCAAGCACCUCCCCUAUGAGGACAGGCCGAUUUCUGCUUUGUGGCAUAUGUGGAAUAUUGUGCGCGAAAAAAAAAUCUGGACUUGUUAUGAUACUUUUUUCUGCUUGUUGCAUCUGCGGACUAAUUGGAGGAAUCUUAAAUUUUCAAUUUCUUCGUGCUUUGACAAAGAAGUCGUCUGCUCUCUAUUCCUUGCAUCUUGCCUCCAUGUCUCUUGCAUGCAUUGGAAUUGGUGGUUGCACCCUUUCUUCAUGGCUCACUUGUCGGCUAGCCAGCUAUGAACAAAGGCGAAUGUUCUCAGAAAGAGAACAUUCAUUGCAUCACUCCCAUGAAAUGGCAGAAAAAAGAUUGAGGGGUAUUGAAAUAACCGACCUGCCCAGCUGCCCGGUGGUUCCCCCGACACCAGAGUUACCUCCAAGGAAAUGACAGACAACUUAAGCAAUGGUGGUCCACAUCUGAUUUAUAAUGGAAGUGUAUAUUAAGAGAUUUUAAAAAGGUCCAUGGAAACAAGUGGGUAUAGAAUUUUCUUCAGGAAAAAAACAGACUCCAAGAAAUUGAGAAAACUGAACUAUUUUAGCUUUUAUGGCUCAAAUGUCACAACUGCAGAACAGCACAGUUGGAAUUCUCUUUUAAAAUGGUUCAAAAUUUGUCUCCUAAACGUUUUGCGGAUAUACAAUAUUUAUUCACAUCCUGGCUAUUCUCCUUUGUUUUUUUGUCUGAAUAACUUUUCAGAAUUGUGAUAGCAUUUGAAAUAGACUUCUCAAGACUCUUCUCAUGAGGACUCAAAACCCAGAAAAAAAAUAAUUAGACUGGACUACCUUUAGCCCAAUCACAGGAUUCCUACAAAGAAGAGAAAAGGGCAGAGGAAGGAUGGUUCAGGGAAAUAUUUUUCUCCUCCCCACGUGGCAACACCUGGUGUAACAUGAUGGUUUGAGAUCAUGCGGCAUGGUACCAGCAACACACCUGCA
This is a messenger RNA of Merops nubicus (carmine bee-eater), 989 nucleotides long. RefSeq names its product transmembrane protein 196 (gene TMEM196). Bases 1 to 447 code for a protein of 148 amino acids. The record is from RefSeq and is a predicted model, not a curated record. Lineage: Eukaryota; Metazoa; Chordata; Aves; Coraciiformes; Meropidae. The transcript has 5 exons.